AUGUCGAAAGGGAAAAUUACGGACGUUUUUCGGUCAAAAGAAAUAGCAAAUCCCAGUAGCAGCAGUAGCCAUGUCGAUGUCAGCAGCGAGAGUGACGGCGAUGAAGAAAUUGUAGAGGACCCACGAGACAGGAGUCCCAUUAAGCGCGCGACAGGCACAGCGAGUCCUAGCCCACAGACCAGUACUAGUAGGCCUACUGCCAGCGCUAGUGGGCCGAGCUGGAGUGUCAGUGGUGAACGCCGCGAGACGACCGCUGCCCCACAACAAAGUGGUCGUGUUCGGAAAUUUCCAAAUUCCUGGCUCGACCAAUUCCCAUGGCUGGAAUAUGAUGAAGUUGAGAAUGUUAUGGUGUGCAAAGACUGUAGAGAAUUCGGAGUAGAAGGUUCGUGGUCAACCGGAAAUAACAAUUUCAGAUUAAAGACCGUAAAGGAGCAUGUUGCUUCAGAUGCUCACAAAACCGCAGCUGCUGGAAGUCAGCCUGGACAGGUUUCUCUUAAUACCCAGUGGCAGAAGGAAAGGGAGGAAAGGAGAAAAGCAAUAGUGACAGCGCUUAAAACAGCUUACUGGCUUGCUACAGAAGAAAUGCCCAACAGGAAGUAUGGCAGCCUGAUCAACUUUUUGCAGGAGUUAAACUUGAAGGAGGCUAAAUUCUUGAACAGGGGAAAAAAUGCGAAGUACACAAGCCCAGAUGUGUACAAUCAGUUGACUGAAUGUUUGAGCAAGGUCAUUUGGAGGCAGCUCAAGUCCGGGAUCCGUCAGUCCCCAACUAUUGGUAUUGGGAUUAAUGAAAGUACAGACAGGGCACAGGAAAAACAUGUCGCAGUCAUUGUCAGGCAUAUUACUAAGGAGGGCCGUGUCACAACAGACUUUUUGUCACUUGAAAGAAUUGAGGACGGUACGGCUGUUGCCAGUUUUGAGGCACUGAAUAAUGUGGCGAAGAAACUGGAUGUUCCGUGGAAAAAGGUUAUGGGCCUUGGCGCUGAUGGGGCGUCUGUCAUGUCUGGGGAAAGGAAUGGUCUGCGAAGUCUGGUGGAAAAAGAAAACCCCCACUGUACGUAUGUGCAUUGUGUCUGUCACAGGCUCAACUUGGCAGUAUCACAGGCCUGUAAAACUUUUCCAGAAAUGGAAACAGUCAACAAAAUACUGUCAGCUGUGUACAGCUAUAUAAACCAAUCCCCAAAGAAACACCAGGAGUUUAAAGAAAUCGCAAUACUCCUAGAGGCAGACAGUGUAAAAUUUAAGAGGGUGUUUGAGAUAAGAUGGCUGUCCAUGGGGGAAUCGGUUCUGGCUCUUAUCAAAAAUUAUGAACCAUUGACAGUCUUUCUCAGCCAGGAGGCAGACAGGGGUGACCCAGUGGCAGUGGGUUUACUGCAGCAGCUGACUUCCUUCCUCUACCUCGGCCUUCUGUUCCUGACUGCUGACAUUUUAGCAGCCAUCCACCACCUCAGGAAACUGUUCCAGUUCCGUGACGUCAGCUUCAGUGCUAUCCAGGGCUCACUGAAGGACUGUAGAGACACCCUUCAGGCAAUGCAAACACAGGAUGGUCCACAUCUAGGAGCAAUGAUGGCACAACUUCAGGCAGGUGAUCCAGAAGUCUUCAGGGGCCAGCGCAUCAGAAUGCUACCUACAGGACGAGGGCAGCAUCAACCUCUGACAGAGCGUUUCCAAGAAGUGCGACGGGAUUUCAUCCAAGAAAUACUGGAUAAUCUUGAGAGUCGUUUUCCACAAGUCACCCUCUUGAAUGCCAUGCAGGUAUUUGAUCCCAUGGCCUAUCCUCAAAAUCCAGAAGACCUAUUUCAGUGGGGCAACGGCCAUCUCAACACACUGUUGGAGUUCUAUGGAGAACCUAAGGAAAAUGCUGAUGGUGUUCGUUUUGACAGGAUCGUUGAUCCAGAUGUUGCAAGAGGAGAGUUCUUGCCCUUCAAGCGAGUGCUUCAUAGAAAUAGGAGUGACGAGGGUGCAGCGACACCUAGAUUUCUGAGACCCAUUGAACUCUUUGAAAAGAUCUUUGAUGCCAGGGACAGAAUAGGCAACAGGCAGAUAUUUCCAGGCGAGAAAAACUGA
Messenger RNA from Liolophura sinensis, 2064 nucleotides. RefSeq names its product zinc finger protein 862-like. The record is from RefSeq and is a predicted model, not a curated record. Lineage: Eukaryota; Metazoa; Mollusca; Polyplacophora; Chitonida; Chitonidae. The coding region runs from base 1 to 2064 and encodes 687 amino acids. The transcript has 4 exons.